AUGACAUUAAAACUGUUAAUAUACAUGUCUUUAAUUAUACGGCAUGUAAAUUCUCAGAGAUCACAGACUCCAAUUAUGUAUCAACAAAACGUACCCGAUAUCUAUAAUAGCGGACAGAUAUUUUUUGAAAAUUCUCACUAUAUCCACCCGCAAAUAAAUUUAGGUUAUACUAUUGAUUCACAUGACAAGUUUUCUCGAGAAUAUGACAAAAAUACAAGGCAAAUUUUAGUUGACAACAGAUUUGAACCUAAUAACAAAGAGUCAUACGGUCAACCACAAAUACAAACACAACAAACGAUUUACCAACACACAGUGCAACCAGAUCAGAAGAUUUAUAGCGAAGACAAUAUACAUAGUGAUGGUACGAGAACUACAAUAGCUGAAACAAUUAUAGAUGAAGACAUUUCAUCCAAAUUUGGUAAGGGCGAUACAGGAAAAUUGAGCCAAAAUACAAAUUUCAAUAAUAAAACUUUCGCUAUAACCAGCUUUGGCUUAAAAUUGUUAAAGGGUAUGAGUCGGGAUCCAGGAAACAUUUUAGCAUCCCCAUAUUCAAUCGCUAUGCUUCUGGCUCUUAUACAACAGGAUACACUUCAACUGGACACUCUAGCAGUCUUGGUAAAUGCCAUUUACUUUAAAGGAAUUUGGGAAACUAAAUUUCGUACAGAAUUGACAAAACCGAAAACGUUCUAUCUCAGCAAUGGUUCAAGAAAAGUUGUACCGUUUAUGCACGCACGACGAAUGUUCCAAACAGAUAUCGAUCCUGAAAUUAAUAGUAAAGUACUGUUAAUACCGUUUGAAAAAGCGCAGUAUUCCAUGAUGAUUAUCCUUCCAUUUGAAGGGGUUAAUGCUCUCGACGUCCUAUCAUCGUUAACUGAACAAAAGUUGUAUGCUUACCAGACAUUUACAGCCAAGGAAGUCCAAUUGGAAAUUCUGAACUUUGUAAGUAACUUUUCUAAAGGUGUCCACAACGCUGUGCUGUCCAUUGACGAGCAAGGAGGAUCAGCGGCGGCGGCUACUGCCUUCUCCGUGGUUGCGUUAUCCAAUGAUGAUUCUGCUAUAACUUUCCGUGUAAUUAGACCAUUUUUGAUUGUGCUGUGGGAUAGUCAACUCAAUGUUCCACUGUUUAUGGGCAAAAUUGAAGAUCCAACGUCAUAG
Parnassius apollo (apollo) is the source of this 1155-nucleotide messenger RNA. Lineage: Eukaryota; Metazoa; Arthropoda; Insecta; Lepidoptera; Papilionidae. The record is from the annotation of a GenBank genome assembly.